Molecule: messenger RNA, 705 nt
Organism: Frankliniella occidentalis (western flower thrips)
Lineage: Eukaryota; Metazoa; Arthropoda; Insecta; Thysanoptera; Thripidae
Exons: 3
Source: RefSeq, a predicted model, not a curated record
AGCAGGCCACCAGCAGAGGCGGCGCCGCCCACCCCACCACGCCCAGCGACGUCACCCGCGCGCCCCGCCGCUCUCGGUGAGAGUGGACAUGCAGGGCUCAAAACCCCUGUUAAAGACCGCUGUAGUGUAUCUCGCUCUAGAGAGAGCCCUGAGGAGCGCCAGGCUCGACUGGCAAAGGGACGUGAAGCUAAGAGUGCGGCUAGAGCAAAAGAGAGUGCGGAGGCUAAAGAGGCUCGAUUGGCGAAAGACCGGGCCAGGAGGCGAGCGAGAGAACAAGAAAAUCCUCAGAUUCGUGAGAAUCGGCAGGAGAAGAAGCGGGAGUCCAGGGCAAAAGAGAGUGCGGAGGCUAAAGAGGCUCGAUUGGCGAAACAACGGGCCAGGAGGCGUGCAGCAAAAGAACAGGAAAGUGAUCAAGAACGCGAUGCUAAAAGUGCUGAGAAGCGUAGGCAGAUGAGACUGCAUCGCGCGCAAACAGCAAAACGUGCAAAACGUGUGUUAUUCAGUGUUUCGCAAGAAGAGUCUUCCUGUGGUGAUGCCUCUGAUAGUGACUCCACUGACUGGAGUUCACACAGUGAUGGCUGUCAAUUGGAAGACGAUGUCUCUGACUGUGACGCGUAUGGCGAAGCCACUAACGGGUAUCGAACCCUGGACCCCAACGACCCUGCAGUAAAACUGCAGAGUAACUCUUUGAGGUUCCUCAAAUAA